CAGCAAUUUUGUGCUUCCGCAAGGUAAGUCACGACGAUAUCGCUGGGCGACUCGUACUCAUAACCGCCCCAGAAAACAACAUGUCUCUCGUACCAGCACGAAACGGUGCGAAUGCGCCGCCUACUCGCGCUGCCAACCUCGUCGAAACAAAGCAGUUCAAGACGUCCACCAAAGGCAAGGUGCCAACAGGAUACGCCGAAGAAAUUGCAAUUUCCGAGCAGAGCUUUCGCAGCCUACACCGCGACGUUGAGCAACAACAGGCUGCUGGAAGGAAGCGGAAACGGGAGGGCAAGGGCGACAGCAGCAAAGUGUAUGGUGCAGGCUCAUACAAGGGACCAUGGGCGAAAUACGAAGAACGACGCAUCGAUAGCGACAGUGGCGAAGAGAUAGAGGUUGAGGUCUCUGGCGACGAGAGUGGCGAGGGGGAAGUUGUCUAUGAAGAAGAUGCGAUCGUGCCCGUGCCGACGAAGGGCUCCAAGGCUGGCACGAGCUACGACGAGGUCGGCCAGGAUAAGGAGACGAGCACAUUCGAAGGAUCACAGCAAUACGACUACCAAGGCCGGACAUAUAUGCAUGUUCCACAAGAUCUGGACGUGGAUCUGAUUGGCGAUUUCGAGAACCUGGACCUCAAGUGCUACCAUCCGAAGAAGCUUGUGCACACAUACAAAGCGCAUGGCAAGAAUGCCCACGAGAAGGCGCUCACAUCUCUCAAAUACUUCCCUAACUCUGGCCACCUCUUGCUGUCUGCGGCUGCAGAUGGCAAAGUCCGUUUGUGGGACGCAUACCAUGAUCGCGAGUUGUUGCGUUCGUACAAUGGACACACCAAGUCAGUGGUGGAUGUUGACUUCACCCCUGACGGGACACGCUUCCUUACAGCAUCUUAUGAUCGCCAGAUGAAAGUGUGGGAUACUGAAACCGGACAAUGCAUUUCGCGCUUCAGCACAGGAAGCACGCCUCACGUAGUGCGAUGGCAGCCUGAGGACCCAAGCGGACAUGAAUUUCUCGCCGGCAUGCACGAUAAUAAGAUCGUCCAAAUGGACACGAGGCUACCCGCGGACGGGGAGAAGAAGAACCCCGUCCAAGAGUACGACCACCAUCUUGGCCCUGUCAACACCAUCACCUUCUGCGACGAGAAUCGACGCUUCAUCACCACGUCCGAUGACAAAUCUCUCCGAGCCUGGGAGUACAACAUUCCCGUGCCCAUCAAAUUCAUCGCGGAGCCAUACAUGUUCCCCAUGGUCAAGUCAGCCUCGCACCCUGCCAAGGGCGCCGUCUUGCUGCAAUCCUCAGACAACACAAUCAAAGUCUACAACACAGGCGAGAAAAUUCGCCAGAACCGGAAGAAAGACUUCCGAGGACACAACAAUGCUGGCUACGCCAUCGACCUCGCCGUGUCUCCGGAUGGUGGCAUCGUGGCUUCGGGUGAUAGCGGAGGCUUUGUGUGCUUUUGGGACUGGAAGAGCUGUAAGAUGUGGCACAAGAUCAAGGCCAGUGAUGCAGCUGUUGUGUCUGUUGCAUGGCACCCACGAGAAUCGAGUAAAGUGGUUACGGGUGAUUUGAAUGGUAUGGUGAAGUAUUGGGAUUAAGAAUAUCUUAUGCAGUUCUGCACAAAGUAGUGCUAUGAAUGGAACGAUCUGGCUGCAUCACGGUCUUGAUGGUCUGCAUUGGUUCGCGCUUGACAGUGUUUGCGUCCGUGUCUUUAUUGGUCCGGUCUAUUGUGGUGCACCUGGUACGCUAUGCAAUGUACGUCUUGGCGACAUGGGAGUGAAUGACUCGGAUCCUGGUCACUUAAGCUUCGCUCGGUGUCCAGGCUCAAGACAAGGUAUAUGACGAGCGUGCCUCCUGCUCGAGAGUGGUUCGCGCAGAUCAUCGAUGGGAUUCGUGGGCUGGAGUCUGGCCCAAUGCACUGGCCAAAGCGUCCACAGGACACCAGAGUGCUGGUUCACCUAUCCUUC
This is a messenger RNA of Cercospora beticola, 1955 nucleotides long. Its product is annotated as WD40 repeat domain-containing protein. The record is from RefSeq and is a predicted model, not a curated record. NCBI's taxonomy places the organism in Eukaryota, Fungi, Ascomycota, Dothideomycetes, Mycosphaerellales, Mycosphaerellaceae. Gene Ontology annotation, cellular component: catalytic step 2 spliceosome. Gene Ontology annotation, molecular function: protein binding; mRNA binding. Gene Ontology annotation, biological process: mRNA splicing, via spliceosome.